AUGUGUACCCCGUACCCUCACUGUCCCAGCGACUUCGAAUACACCGAGGAAGUAUCACCAUGGAAGUUUGAAGGUGACCCUGAUAUUGCUGGCAUCGGGGUGAUUACUUCAUUCUUCGUCUAUGCAAUUUUGACCAACCUCCUCGCUUUUUACGCCUACUUCUUUGCCGAAGGGAUUGUCCCAGACGACUUUUACAACCACCUCGACUCCAUCUUACGUACAAAGGCCCAACUUCUUCUCAAAUUCACUACAGAGUGGUGCAUCAGCCCUCUGUUUGAUAAAUCAGCGAGCCAUGUCCCCUCCUCAUUCCGCCUUCUAUGCCGUAGAAUUUGGCAGGACCGAGUCUUGAGUAUCCGAACAGAGCGCGUCCACGCCAUAUGCCUCCAACUUGCCGACGUGCAACUCAUCACGGGGGCGUCCAUUCUCAUAAUCUUAUACUCAACCCAUUGCACCAUCACACAAUAUCACUUCCAUAUUGGGUCGCAACUAGCUUAUUUAUCUUUCGCGACUUUUCAAGCAACAUUCAUGACAAUUAGGGAUCAUUUACAAGGCGGCCUCUAUAAGCGACUUUGGCGCUACCUCUGGAUCGUGGUAAUGUUUGGCGCUAUAUUCCCUACCAGAAUCCUGAACUGGAACAGCUAUUUUCUCGUCCAGGACUUGUACGGAGCACCCGUGCAAUGUGCCCUAGACAAGAUGACUGAAGGAUGGUAUAGCUUAAGUCUGUUCUUCGUGAUAGUGGAGUGUGGGAUGUUGGUUUGGUCUUUCUACUCUAUCACGAUAUCCCUAUUUCCAUCCAUACCGGAUUGUCCCCCUUUUGCUCAAAUAGAACGUUUCACGCACUGGGCACUCUCAUGGCCAUCACGCCAUUUGCUUCGAGCACAGAGUCCCGACAGCCCCGCCCGAAAAAAGCGAUUCUGGACCGUCAUGUUCUUCAUGAUCAUUCCGUGUCGGGAGUUUGUCUUCUCGGAGGCCUUUGGUCUGCUGAGGUUGUAUGCAAUAUUGAUGUAUGCUGGACACAGUGUGAUCCGUGAACGAGCAGAGGCCGCCUACCAGGGGCGCCAGGGUGACGAGAGUGAAUGGGGGUUCGGUCAGGUCAUGCCUGUCCUUUUGCUGGCCAUCCCAUUUUCCCAAUUUGUGGAAGAACUUUGCCGACUUCAAGAUUCUACUUCUAAAAGAGGCAAGCUUAGCACUAAACAGAGUCCUUCGUCUAGUCAUGCCAUUUCAGCCCGCAAUCGAGAGCACUACGAGCUUGCUGUCGUCCUCGAUCGGAGUGGACUUGCAAGAGCAUGGACAACGCCCUCGCAGACCUCGUACCUCGUAAGUCUAACAAGGAUGCUCAACAAGCCUACUUACCUACGACUGCGAUUUCCAUGA
This is a messenger RNA of Penicillium hordei, 1374 nucleotides long. RefSeq lists its product as uncharacterized. Bases 1 to 1374 code for a protein of 457 amino acids. Lineage: Eukaryota; Fungi; Ascomycota; Eurotiomycetes; Eurotiales; Aspergillaceae. The record is from RefSeq and is a predicted model, not a curated record. The transcript is spliced from 4 exons.